GCUUCGGCCGCCGCUGUCUGCACUCCUGCCGCCCCUUCCUCGGAUACUCCGGCAGGGCAGCACUGCCCGGCGAGGACAGAUAGGUGCAGCCCGGGCCUGACGGACGAGCAGUCGGGGACGUGAACUCCCACCUCCAGUUUGGCUCAGUGCCGGGCGGCAGAGGCUGCAGUCCCGGGGUGUGGGGUGGCCCCCGCGGUCUCCGCCCGGUUCCUGCGCGCCGCCUCUGCUCUUUGCAUAGUAAUUUCAGUUCCUGCUAGCACCCGGCUCCCUCUCGAACAGGUCUGAAAAGGACCGCUGCUCCCGAGCCCGCUGAGGCUUCGGUGUGGCGCCGGGAGCCGCUGCGUGUGAUAUGCGACGGGAAGCCCUCGCCAAAGCGCAGGCAGCGGCCCCGCCACGCCAGAGACAGCCAGGCAACAGCAGAUUGGUCCUUCAGAGGAAUCACCCCUGAUUGCAUCUUCACUUUGAGCUUCGGCUGCUUCCGUAUAGAAGCGCUGUCCAGGUGCGAGCUCCAAGGUUUUUCCUGGAGAGAGAUUCCAUGGGGACUGUACCUGACCCUCUGAGAUCAGCCAAAACAUCCCUGAUUGCAGCUUCUGGAGAAGAAGAGGGCCUGGGAGAGGUGCAGGCUGCCUCACCCCAGCCUCGACCAGAAGUCCUGUGUGAGAACACCAAUGGCCUUUCCAGCACUCCUGCAGAGCCAGAUCUCAGCCCCAGAACAGCUGCCAAGGCCCUGAUGCAGGCCGAUGAGCAUGUGCCCUCGCAGCCAGCCAUGCCCUCUCCUGACAUUGUCAGUGAGGUGGGGAAGGCAUCUCCCACACUCAACUCUCCUGGCAAUACUCAGCUGUCAGGGGGCAGAGAGCCCACAGCACCAGCCCUGUGUUCUGCAGCAGGCAAGGAUCUAAUACGUGCAACAUUUACAAUGCCAGCCAAUCAACACAUCCACCCAGUUGUUCCAGGUAACCAGCCCAAUGCCAGCCCCCAAGCAGAGCCUGAAGAUGCCCUGGUGAAAUCACAGAGAACUGCAGAUGGAGGGCAACCUGAGAAGUCAAGUUGUCCGGUGGGGGUCAUCUGUGGCAAAGAUCAAGUGCCCUGUGAUUUUCCUUCUCAAGAAACAGUGCAGGGAAUGGUGCAAACUGAAGAUACAGCAGCCAGGGCGUCCAGUCCUACUUGCGCUACUGUAGGUGGACCCGAAGCAGAAAGGCAGCAAGCUGUCUGCACUUCCCGGACAAGGUCCUGUGGCUCUCCAACAGGAGAAGAUGGAUGUUCAGGGAACAAACCGCCCUCUGCCGCCACCUCAGACACCCAGGCCAUGACUUCGGUGAUUCCUCAACCAUCCGACCUCCCUAGCAACGGAUCAAUGUUUCCUCCAGAUCCAGAGAAGGUGCCGCUGGCAGCACAGCCUCAAGUGUCAAGGUUUAAAGAAGCAAGUACAAUGACCAGCCAAGCUGAAAAUGAGAUCAAGAAAACCCCGCCCAGGGCUCAGCAAGAUGCCGAGGUGCAGGCAGUGGCGAGUGUCGAGAGCAGAUCGGCAUCCACCAGCCCCAGCAUCCUCGCUGCAUUCUUAAAGGAAACCCCUGCUCCAGAGCGGUUCGAACAAGAACAGCUGCGUGUCAUUUGCCACGGCAGUGCGAACCACACAUUGGAGCUCUCUGAGAACACCCUAGCCCCCCGGGAGGCUGGUCAGUGCCGUGACCUCAUGCCAGCGGUGCACAUCCAGACAGCUACAGCUGUUUCUGCAGCUUUCCAAGGAGAAAGUAAAUCAGGGAGCCUACCGGGGGAGGUCCUUAAAACCUCAGCCAUGAACAUGUCAUCCCGUGAUGCUCAGGAGACGUGUAAAGAAGACAGGAAAUCAGCGGAAAUGACCCUAGCGGGGCAAGAGCUUACCUUUAGACAGCUUUCGGGUACUAGUUCUAACUCCCUGAAAGCUAGCCCCAGUGACCAGAUUUCUUUUAGCGCAGGACGUCAAGUUGAAACAGGUCAUGGAUUAGGGAAAUGUGAAACGAAGCCAUCUGAGUUUGCAGUGGCAACCACCAGUGGCCACAAACCAGACCCCGACUGCAAACUCUCCGACUCCUGUGGCCCUGCCAGCAAAGCCGACCAGUCCAGGAGCUUGGAUCUCACAAAUGAAGGGGAUGCAAGAGAGAAGAAGCUUGCGUCUCCUCAGAUAAUGAAAGAACAAGAAUCUCCUUGCAUCGAUAUCCUGGAGGUGAGGGCAAGGGCAGAAGCCAAAAGCCUACUGCUCAAUCCUAAAUCUCAAGAAAGUGGAGGCGUGGCAUCAGGUCCCAGCCCUACACCCUCCCCAGUUAGAAGGAGCCAGGAGGGCACCGGGGAAGAAACCAGACAGACCAAGACAGCUGCCAGCCUAAGCCUGCCGUCGGAUGCCAUUGGGGACUCUAGUCCUGGCUCUGGCAAAAGGACCCCUUCUCGCUCCGUCAAAGCCAGCCCCCGCAGAGCCAGCCGGGUCAGCGAGUUCCUCAAGGAGCAGAAGUUAAACGUGACGGCUGCCGCCGCCCAGGUGGGACUCACUCCAGGAGAGAAGAAGAAGCAGCUGAGUGCCGAGUCCAAGCUCCAGUUAAAACAGUCCAAGCGUGUUCGGGACGUGGUGUGGGACGAGCAGGGCAUGACCUGGGAGGUGUAUGGCGCUUCCCUGGACCCGGAGUCCCUGGGCAUUGCCAUACAGAACCAUUUACAAAGACAAAUCAGAGAACACGAGAAGUUAAUCAAAGCUCAAAGCGGCCAGAGCCGGAGGUCCAUCUCCUCAGAUACUUCUUCUAAUAAAAAGCUCAAAGGCAGGCAGCACGGCGUUUUCCAGUCCAUGCUGCAGAACUUUCGACGCCCCAGCUGCUGCAUUCGUCCUGCUCCUUCCUCUGUGCUGGACUGAAAAGGAACGUGUCCAGAAGCCCUUGGAUACUGCUACGGGCUUCAGAGGUGUCCAUCUGUCUAUGUCAGAGCUUACUUCAUUUUUCUUCUGAGGGGCCAGGAAGAGAAAGCAUUAACUCACAGAAAUUGCUACUAACAACGGCGGGGUCCUUUGCUUGGGGCUCCAUAAAUCAAAAAUAUUGUUUCAAUUUGAAAGGAAGUGAAGAAGUAAGCUUCACUGAAGGUUUACAACCUUAAUUAAGAGGAAAUAACACUGUUUUUUUUAAUAUGAUGUUUUUAGAAUAACAUGCUCAUUACACAUGUGUCAUUUUAUAUUACUGCCUCAAUUUAUCACACUAUGGUAUUUCCAUUAAAACCCCUGCUUUAUAUUAAAAGUAGCAAAGACACUGUUAGCAAAAACAGUUAUACUUUGUAGCCCAUUGCAAUAAGAAUGCUGAUACCACACAAAAUUUAAGUAGGUGAUGAGAAAUAUCAUGGAAAAACAAUGGAAACAAAUUUGACUCAUUCCUCGGCUAGAGGGUAUAAAUAAAAGUACUUACAUGCAUAAAAUGCCAAAUAUGAAAUAAUAUUUGUAAACAUCUGCAUAUAACCCUUUUUAUAGACCUUGUUAUACCUGUUAAUAAAUGUAAGAAAGUUAUAUUAGGAAAAAAGUUAGCAAACCAUUUGAAUACUGCCCACAUAAAACAUGAAUUUAUGUAUAUACAUUUUCCUGCACUAAGGGCAAGAGUCAUCUCUGUGCUUAGAUUAAAUUCAUAUUUCCUUGCCCAAGAGGAAAUACAUGUGACUGAAUUCUUGAAGAGAAUUAUCAUAUUAUUGAUAAUACUGAAUUUUAUGUUGUUCAGCUGUCUCCAAUAACAUUCUGCUGAGAAUGUUAAGGUUCUGGUAAGGAAUUAUAAAUAGCCAAUUACCAAACACUCCUUUUCUUGUGUUGAAAAAAAGAAAGUCUCCUGAGUAACAAAACAGCAGGUUUAACUGUGGCUCCUGUAAACAGGAUGCAGUUUGUAUUUUUGUUUUGAUUUGGUUUGGUAGCUUCUAAUAGAAAAUGUAGUCAAAUAGAAAUGAGCUCCCUUGCUGCUUUUGUAUGCAGACUGAUAUCAUCUAAUUGCGUAAGACUAAUCUGUGGUUAAAAGGUAAUCUCUUCAAGCCUAUUAAUUUUAAGAGAAAUACCAUCAUAUCUCAUCCUUCCAACCCAUUAAAAGAAACUGCCUUUACUAAAACAUCAUUUGAACUUUGGGUGAGCUUAGUCCACUUUCCCUUUUCACUUUCGUGCAUUGGAGAAGGAAGUGGCAACCCACU
Messenger RNA from Capra hircus (goat), 4173 nucleotides. RefSeq names its product GPRIN family member 3 (gene GPRIN3). Gene Ontology annotation, biological process: neuron projection development. The transcript is spliced from 2 exons. The record is from RefSeq and is a predicted model, not a curated record. NCBI's taxonomy places the organism in Eukaryota, Metazoa, Chordata, Mammalia, Artiodactyla, Bovidae. Gene Ontology annotation, cellular component: plasma membrane. Bases 536 to 2878 code for a protein of 780 amino acids.